This is a messenger RNA of Brachypodium distachyon (stiff brome), 1193 nucleotides long. RefSeq names its product DNA repair protein XRCC3 homolog. NCBI's taxonomy places the organism in Eukaryota, Viridiplantae, Streptophyta, Magnoliopsida, Poales, Poaceae. Gene Ontology annotation, molecular function: ATP-dependent DNA damage sensor activity; ATP binding; four-way junction DNA binding. The transcript has a single exon. The record is from RefSeq and is a predicted model, not a curated record. Gene Ontology annotation, biological process: t-circle formation; double-strand break repair via synthesis-dependent strand annealing; resolution of mitotic recombination intermediates. Bases 110 to 976 code for a protein of 288 amino acids. Gene Ontology annotation, cellular component: Rad51C-XRCC3 complex; replication fork.
GAGGAUCCUUGUUUCCCGCGAUGGGCGGGAAAGAAGAGGGAAAUAGCCCCAAACCCUGACAGUGAAACCCCAUAAUCAUAAUCCCUCGGCGGCGGCGAGCUGGCCGGCGAUGCGGCCGCCGGCGCCCAAGCCCCCACUCGCCACCUCCACCUACAACCAACAGGAACCUCGCCCCGAGAAACCUCUUCUCCUCCUCGCUUCCUCCCGCGCUGCCAAACUCUCCCUCGGCUGCCCCCUCCUCGACCGCUUCCUCUCCGGUGGCCUCCCCGCCGCGUCCGUCACUGAAAUCGCUGGCGAAUCCGCCGCCGGCAAGACCCAGCUUUGCCUCCAGCUCGCACUCCUCGCGCCCCUUUCCCCUCUAUCCUCUUCCUCCCUCUUCCUAUACUCCGACCUCCCCUUUCCCCUCCGCCGCCUCCGCCUCCUCGCCCCCAAAUCGCGCCCCGACCUCCUAGACCACGUCCUUGUCGCCGCCGUUCACUCUCCCUCUGAUCUCCUCUCCCUUCUCUCCCGCGCCCAGCACCACCUCGCCCACCCUAGUCGAUCCCCCAACCGCCUCCCUAUCCGCCUCAUCCUCCUUGACUCCAUCGCCUCCCUCUUCCGCUCCGAUUUCGACGCCUCACCCGCUGACCUCAAGCGCCGGUCCGGGUUGUUCUUCAAGAUAUCUGCAAAACUGAAAGAACUGGCCUACAGGCACCAGUGUGUGGUCGUGGUGACCAACCAGGUGGUCGACGUGGUGGAGGGGAACACCGGUAAUACAGUGGCCUGGUCGUCGGGGCGGCAGGUCAGCCCUGCACUGGGACUUGCCUGGGCCAACUGCGUUAACACCCGUCUGUUCCUAACGCGGGAGGUAGAUGGCAACGGUGGGAGCGUCAAGAGGCACAUGAAGGUGGUGUUUGCACCACACCUGCCAGAGCGGACUUGCGAGUUUGUAAUAAGGAGGACCGGUGUCUUUGGCGUCGAGCCAGCGCAAAGGUAGCGCUCCUGUUCUGUUAUUCGUGAUCUUUUGCCAUGAGAGAAGGCGUGUGUUUGUUUGAUCAUGACUCAUAACCUGUUUGAUGGAAUGUGCCUGUGGGCGAUUCCUUUGAAAACCGGUGUAAGAAGAUUUACUGAGCACCUUGUGCUUGUGAUAUUAUUGACAGUAAAUCAGUAAUACUAAUACACUAUCAUAAGAUGUGAAUUAUUUUUUAGUUGUA